Molecule: messenger RNA, 837 nt
Organism: Colletotrichum fioriniae
Lineage: Eukaryota; Fungi; Ascomycota; Sordariomycetes; Glomerellales; Glomerellaceae
Gene: NUO24
Product: NADH:ubiquinone oxidoreductase 24
Molecular function (GO): oxidoreductase activity
Source: RefSeq, a predicted model, not a curated record
AUGGCCUCCAGACUCUCACCUCUCCUCUUCAGAUCAGCCCUCCGCUCGGCAACGUGUCGGGCGGCGAGGCCCCAGUUCCGCGCCUUCUCCCUCACAGCCGUCCGCCCCAGCGACACCCUCCAAGUGACCUUGUCUUCCGAGUCAAUCGCUAACGCUCUCCUGUCCGAACAGCACCGCGACUCCCCGAAAAACAACGCCGAUGUCCCCUUCAAGUUCACCAAGGAGAAUGAGGCCGUCAUCGACGAGAUCCUGAAGCGCUACCCGCCGCAAUACAAGAAGGCCGCCGUCAUGCCUAUCCUCGACCUUGGCCAGCGUCAGCACGGCUUCACCAGCAUCAGCGUCAUGAACGAGGUCGCCCGCAUGCUGGAGAUGCCCCCCCAGCGCGUCUACGAAGUCGCAUCCUUCUACACCAUGUACAAUCGCACCCCCGUCGGAAAGUACUUCAUUCAGGCCUGCACAACUACCCCCUGUCAACUUGGCGGCGUCGGCUCCGACGUAAUCGUCAAGGCCAUCAUCGAUCACCUCGGCAUUAAGCAGGGCGAGACCACAAAGGACGGCCUCUUCACCCUCCUCGAGGUCGAGUGCCUCGGCGCCUGCGUCAACGCCCCCAUGGUCCAGAUCAACGACGACUACUACGAGGACCUCACCCCCGAGACGACCGUCCAGCUCCUCGACGCCCUCAAGGCCACCGCCGCCGCCACCGGUGGUUCCGCCGCCGCCCAGGUUCCCAAGCCCGGCCCCAUCAAGAGCGGUCGCCAAACCUGCGAAAACUCAAAGGGCCUGACGAACCUCACCUCCGAGCCGUGGGGCCCCGAGGUGACGCGGAGCGAUUUGUAA